AGCGAGUUCCUGAUUGGUCCACCCGACUCAAAUCUCAGCCAAUGAGAAAGGUGCGCAGUAGAUUUGGAUCCGCAGCUGAAGCACUUUUGUUUGAGCUGAGCUCUCGUCUAAGAAACAACACGACAAACCUGGACUAUUUACAACAGUUAAAUGCACUGCAGGCGUUUCUCGUUCCUAAACUAAGCGACCGAAUCAAACGAGUAGGAAUUGUAAAACACGCAGAUCAAAGUGCAGCCGCUGCAGAGUUUGUUUGCAGAGGAUAAAGGAGCCAGCCAUGCCCUUCACUAGGGGAAAGAAGCCCGCUCUCGCCGCUGGGAGCAAGAUACCCAAGCUUAAUGCAACAACGAGUGAGAACCAGGAGGAAGGCCCACAGGUGAAGAGGUCCUCCUCCCCUCCUCAUGGAGCCCCGAAGAAGAGGACUGCUUUUAUCGACAUCACUAAUGCUGUCGGUCAGUGUCUGUCAGAGUGUCGGCCCAACAGCGAUGGCAGCUUCAGGACAGCUCAUAAGGUUCAGAUCAGCCUUCCAGGGAGGAAGAAGGAAGCGGGCAAGAAGCAGGUGAAGAAAACGAGCGCCCCCUCGGUGUCGGCGAAGAAUCAUGCCAACCUGACAAAGUCUUUGUCGGUGAGCUCAGACGGCUCGCCCAAUGAGAAAGAAAAGGCCGAUUCAGAGGAGGGGAAUGAAGAGGAGGUGCAGAAGGCUGUAGCGGCUCCAGUAGAAGAGCUGGUUGCUGCUGCGCACCCUGCUGCCCGGGAAGUGCCAGCACACCUUCAGAAACAACCAGUAAGGGAAAUUCAAAAGGAGCUUCUGACCUGUACAAAUGUUGUAGAAAGGUUUGUCGUUUCCUCCUUUACCUUACUUCUCCUCACCUUUCGCCCAGAGCACUCUUGCGAUCGAGGAGUUUUCCACUUCGCACUCAACUCUGAGGAAAAGUUUGUCCUCUGUAACUACAUGCCCCAGCAGCCCAGCCUCAACCCAGAGAUGAGGGCAAUCCUGAUCGACUGGCUGGUGGAAGUGCAGGAGAACUUUGAGCUGUACCACGAGACCCUGUACCUGGCCGUAAAGAUGGCAGACCACUACCUCUCCAAGACUCCGGUCCACAGGGAGCUGCUGCAGCUCGUCGGCUCCACCGCCAUGCUCAUUGCCUCCAAGUUUGAGGAGCGCAGUCCGCCUUGUGUCGAUGACUUUCUUUAUAUUUGCGACGAUGCGUACAAGAGGGAGGAGAUCAUCUCCAUGGAGGCCAGCAUCCUGCAGGCGCUGUCCUUCGACAUCAACAUCCCCAUCCCCUAUCGGUUCCUCAGACGCUAUGCCAAGUGUGUGAAUGCCGGCAUGGACACGCUGACCCUGGCCCGGUACUACUGCGAGAUGAGUCUCAUGGAGAUGGAGCUGGUGUCCGAGAGAGGCUCGCUGCUCGCCUCAGCCUGCCUGCUGAUGGCGCUCGUCACCAAAGACCUGGGAGGAUGGCGUCCCAUCCUGCAGUUCCACUCGGGCUAUCAGACGUCAGACUUGGCACCUGUUGUCCGAAAACUCUACGAGAUGCUUUUAGCUCCUCCAGACGAUAAACUACGAGCCGUCAGGAACAAAUACUCGCACAAAGUGUUUUUUGAAGUUGCUUCCCUGCCAUUGGUCAACGUUGACAUUUUGGACAAGGCGUUAUCUCAGUGAGAUGUCGCCCCUCCCUCCCUCCCCCCAAAAAAAAAUAUCUUGCCAGUAUAAAUUGAGUGAGAAUACUUUUAAAAAAGAAAGAAAAAAGAAUUCCCUCAAACCUGUAUAUAAUGUGUUAAUAUGUUUAAUAUUUAUACAUGUAGUCUAGCCAGUCUUUUAUGUAAUAUUGGAAAUAAAUCUUUAAUUCCAGUUUGUGAUGGAAAAGAGUUUUAAUGUGGGCAUGUGUUAAGUUCUGCCAGUUUAUUAUGUUAAGGUUUUUAAUAAUGGCAUUUCAGUGUUGCAUUUGGGUACACUGUUUGGCAUUCAUUUUAUAACAUUUUGAUGAGAAGAAAAAAACGAGAGAAAAAUUCAUUAGUAAUUUGUAAGCUCCGUCUCCCCAUCAUUUUAAGAUGACUGGGUAGUGAAAUUUAGUAAAUUGCUUACUUUUUACUGAUGAAUUAUGCACCGGCCCUCAAGUUUUUAUCAGUUUUUAUAAAUUGUUGAAGUUAGCAGGUGUGCGUGUGUAUUUCCAUACGUUGUACAGUGUUUAUCAUGUUAAUAUCACUAUGCUAAUUAUUUGUAUAAAAGACGACCAAAUGAUGCUGUGCUAUUUUUAAAUGGCUGACAUGCGUACUCUUAAAAUAAAGACGUUUCUCUUUUUUUA
Molecule: messenger RNA, 2306 nt
Organism: Perca fluviatilis (European perch)
Lineage: Eukaryota; Metazoa; Chordata; Actinopteri; Perciformes; Percidae
Gene: ccnb3
Product: cyclin B3
Exons: 12
Coding region: 275-1663 (462 amino acids)
Biological process (GO): mitotic cell cycle phase transition; regulation of cyclin-dependent protein serine/threonine kinase activity
Cellular component (GO): centrosome; nucleus; cytoplasm
Molecular function (GO): cyclin-dependent protein serine/threonine kinase regulator activity
Source: RefSeq, a predicted model, not a curated record